GUGUAAUGUUGAAUAAGGAAAUGUGCUUGUUUUUUCUCUUAUCAGGGAGCUUGAAAAGAAGAGGCUGUCAAGAUGCCUGAAACUGGCGGCGCAUCGGGUGCUCCCAAGAGAGACCUGACACUCGAUGACCUCAUCGCGGCCAUUGACGGGCAUGAAAGGAACCCGAGCAAUAUCCCUAAGGUCGACACGUUUCAUUUUUGUGGAGAGAGAGUCUCAGAAUGGCUGGAGCGGGUGGAACAAGCUUUGGUCGGGCGGUCGGACGUUGUGAAGUUUCAACGCAUCCUUCAGUAUGUCUUAUAUAGCUACCAUCAAGAGGUGAAGAAAGUUAUAGAUGCAGCCCAAGGUAGCUGGGAAAGGUUCAAAGAGGGAGUGCAGAGGAAGUACCGUCUGGGAGAUGGACUAUUGACCACUGCGGACCUUGAAGCAAUGAACAAGGAGGAUUUUACGACAAUAGGGGCUUUUGUUCAGGAGUUCAAGAAGAGGGCGCGAAAGGUCCAUGGGAUUUCAGAGGAGGCACAUUGCGCCAUCUUCCUGGGGCUACUCACAGCAUCGGAGGCCGUUGAGCUGACGAGACAUGGAGGGGGUAGCACCAAACUCACCUGGGCCACCAUUGACAGAGGGGUGGAAGUUGGAUGUUUGGACCAGGUGGAGCAACGUCAGGUACGCCUGCAAAGGCAGAAGAGAAAGGAAAGAGAUGCGACCGCUUCUGGGACCCCGGGGGUAACAAGGAUUGUUAAAGACGUAUUGGCACAGUUGGGGUAUGCGACAGAGCCAGUGGUGCAAAGGAGGGUAGUAACGGCUGUCCAAGUGAAGGGAAAGGAGCCGGUGAUAGAGGAGGCUGUUCAGGAGGAGCUCUGGGAAGAGGAAGAGUCGGUGUUGCAGCGCCUGACGAAGGCCCAACGCAAACACGAACAAGAAGUCAAGGCCAGUGCCAACCAAGAACCUCCGAGAAGGGAGCCCGAAUCGGGGAAAAGGAAAGAGGCAGUGGAAGUAGAGGACGAUGAUGACGAGGAGGAAGAAGACGAGAGGCUGCGUCGGGAAGAGAAUCAGAAAGCGGAGCAGCGGGCGAGGAAAAAGGGGACCGCACCGCCCAAAAAGAAGAAAUACGCGGUUCGGUUGGAAGAGGGAUUUGAUGUAGAGAAAGUGAUUGACCGGCUGCUGAAAGGCCAUAAUGACCUCAUGACCCUGAAGGAAAUCCUAGCGUCAGCCUCGCGACUCCGCGAUGAAUUGAAAGGGAGGUUGUCGAGGCGCUUGGUGCCCAACGUCCAUCUGGGUAAGAUCCUGCCCAAGGAGGCAGAGUGGGCGGAGUCGGAGAGAAACUACUCUCAGUUCAAAAUGGAGACCCUUAUUGUCCUCCACUGUCUACGGAUCUUCCGGAACUACAUCUUCGGCAGGAGGUUUAUUUUGAGAGUGGACCCGACCGCCCUGGCCUACUCUCUGAGGAAUUACGUUUCAUUGGAUCCGACGGUUGCCAGAUGGCUGACGUACAUCUGGAUGUUUAACUUCGAGUUGGAGCGUAUUCCUGGUAGCAAGAACCGGGCGGACGGGCUGAGUCGUAUCAACUGGGAUAACCAAGAAGGGGAGGCAGUGGAGAAUACGCCCCCAGUUGAUGGAAUCCUGGAUCAGAAGUUAGAUGUCCGUCUCCAUAUCAACAAGUGGUCGCCACGAGUGCCUAGCUGUGUGGACUAUCCUAUUUGGCAAGCGCUAAGUGGAUACGAAAGGAGGGCAGAGCUAGUCCUCAAACCCUUUGAAGAAGAAGAUCCUUGGGGAGGUAAGGAUGUUCAGUGGAUGAUGGAGUUGGCGCUGGCCAAUUCGCAUAGUCUGAUGGAAGACAUAAGAACGAUCGAGGAAGGACCAGGCCAGGUAGAAGGGCAUGAGGAUCUGAUGGGAGGAAUGUAUCUCCUCGUCAACACGCUAUUGCAGGAAAGCCUCGACCACUCAGGCUCGUUGAACCCGGCAGGGAAUGUGGACGAAGUGCCCGAGAGCCAAGACGACGAGUUCGAGAAGGGGGAGAUUAAGGAGGCCUUUCGCGCAGAAGAAUAUCAUGGGAUCUACCUGGAGCUGGGCCUUCUCUUGUCUUGCGAGAUGCGGCUAAGGGAUGCAAGCGAUAGGACUCAGAGGAUGCUGCAGCGCUACUUAGUGCGAGAUGGUCACCUUUUCGUAAGAAGAGAAGUGGGGAAUCCCAGGAGAGUCGUCUGCGGUAGGAACCGCCAGAUUGACGUCGUAGCAGCACUUCAUGAUGGCAUUGCAGGAGGGCAUCGAGGGGUACAAGCCACAUAUGCUAAGAUAAGUGAGUUGUACUACUGGGAUGGGAUGAUGGACAUGGUCGGGAAAUUUUGUCGAUCCUGCGUACCCUGCCAGGAGAGAUCCCGUUUGAGGCAAGGAGAGCCGCUACAUCCAAGGCUAGAGCGAGAGGUGGGGGCUGUAGUGCAUCUUGAUCUACUUUUCAUGCCGCUUGGGGAUCAGGGCUAUACCUAUAUCUUCGAUGCGCGCGAUAACCUGUCUGGGUUCGUGGACGGGCGUGCUAUUCGCACAAAGACCGGGUUAGUCCUGGUGAGCUGCAUCGAGGAGUACUAUCUGCGCUAUCCUUUCGUCAGGAAAUUCGUAAUGGACAGGGGAUCGGAGUUUACCUACCAAGAGGUGCAAGAAUUAUUAUCAAGGUAUGACUUUACGAAGACAGCCAUGCCAAGAGGAGGGAGGGGGACACGGCCGCCUCGGAGGUCGUUGGGAGCAUCAGGAGGAUAUGAGCGGCAUGGGCCUCACCAUCGAGAGAGUACUCCGGUGUACGAUGAUGGGGACAUCGAGCUAUUCCUGGACAACUUUUGGGAUCAUGCGAGGCGUAUGGGCUGGACCGUGGCCCACGUGAUUGAGAGACUGAGGGGAGCAGGCAGGUUCGAGGAGCUCGUCGCGCGGAUCAGUAGGGAGGCGACGACGAGAUCAGAGGUGGAGUGGAGGAUGCAGGAGCUGCGACCCUCGCCUGUGGGACCUAAUGGCAGGCCGAUCCGCCUGGAGAUUGGAAAUGCGUCGGACUUCAUCCCCGCGUUUGAGUGGUUCAUGCAGGGGCGGGGUAUACCGAAAGAUGAUUGGAUGCAGACGCUACCACUCUGGACCAGGAAGGCGGAAAGGCCACUGGCUAGCCAAAGGGACCCUGAGCCAAGGGAGGCGAGACCGUCUCGAGGAGGACGAAAGGCCCUAGCUAGGAGAGAGGAGGAGCCAGAGCCAGAGGCUGAGGAGCGAGGCGCGUACCCUGAGUAUGGGUUGGGACCAGUGGAGUUCCAUCAGUUUGCCGAAGGUGAAUUAAGGAGGUCGCCAGCACGCACACAGGAGGGGCCGCCGGCGUCUGAGGAACCUUUGAGGGAGUUGGAGGCGCACUUGGAUAUCUCUCAGUGGAGAGCGUCGCCUCGGGGUGAGGAGCGUGGAGAGCAGGCAGAGGAGGUACCUCGAGAGGGGGUGCCACGAGAGGAGGUGCCGCAGGAGGAGGUCCAAGACACUCAGCGAAAGAGAGGGCUGGGCGAUGAGGAGAGACGUGCAGGGAAGGAAGUGAUAGAGGUUGGAGAGGACACGCCCCCUCAGACGCCAGCGGUGGGUUUGAGACUCGGGGAUGCACCAGGGAGCACUCGCCAGGCAGGGGAGAGGUUGCAGAGAGAGGAGGCCCCAUUACCUUCAUCAGAAAAGGCUCCUUCGCCAGAGGAGAGAGCAGAAAGGAGGAAAGAGAGGGCAGCGGUAAGGAGAGAAGCCUUGACCCUGAUUGACAGACACCUAGCAGCUCAUGCCCUGGAGCACCCAGACCUGGAAGAGCCAACACCUGCAGAGCCGCGCCACGAGCCGUGCCAGCCCGAGAAGGAGAUGGAGGCAAAGAUCCCGAAGAGGGUUGACCUCCGCACGAGGGAAAGGGUGCUAGCUGGAGAGACAGCAGAGGAAAAAAGGGCGAGAAGAACCAGGAGGAUAAAGGAGUCUCUUGAGAGGGAGAUGAGGACUGAGGCUGAGGGUGUCAUCGAGGGCGGGCUCCAGAGGUUGGGCACGCCCGAGUAUGGGCCAGAGGGGAUUGAGGACCGAUGGGGACCAAGUACCCAGGAGAUGGAGGCACGAGAGGAGCCCUUGGAUAUGCCUCAGAGCCAUGAGCUGAGCAGGGAGGCCAGCGAAGCGCCAUCAUCGCCAGGGUCUCAGAGAGGGAAGAAGAGGUCCAGAAAGUGGUUCGAUACGUCCUGCUUCUUCUGUACAAAGGAGGGGCAUCAAGCCUUGCAAUGUCCUAAGUUCCUGAAGGACAAGGCUGAAGGGAAGGUUACAGAGGAAGGAGGCAUGAUGUAUGAUAGACAGGGCUGGAGAGUAGAGAGAUCUGCAGAUGGGGGUAGGGCUCAACUAUAUAGGCAAAUCCAGGAGGAGACAGGACUGAGUUUUCCUAUAUGGUUGACAUGUUGCGUAUAAGACUAGAGUUAGGAUUGGAUGACGUUCUGUAGACCUAGGUGUUG
Messenger RNA from Chara braunii, 4469 nucleotides. The record is from the annotation of a GenBank genome assembly. NCBI's taxonomy places the organism in Eukaryota, Viridiplantae, Streptophyta, Charophyceae, Charales, Characeae.